Molecule: messenger RNA, 3057 nt
Organism: Hordeum vulgare subsp. vulgare (domesticated barley)
Lineage: Eukaryota; Viridiplantae; Streptophyta; Magnoliopsida; Poales; Poaceae
Product: ankyrin repeat-containing protein ITN1-like
Exons: 3
Coding region: 125-1900 (591 amino acids)
Cellular component (GO): plasma membrane
Molecular function (GO): protein phosphatase regulator activity; protein phosphatase 1 binding
Source: RefSeq, a predicted model, not a curated record
GAUGUACCUGCAGAGAAAAGCAGAUCAUCAUAUCUUCGGAAAGAAAAGUAUAGCACUAUAAAGUAUACACAUAUAUAUAACCACCAGUUUUUUCCUGCAGUGAAGUCAAUCAAUUGAUAGAUGCAUGGCAGCCAAUACACCAAGAACUAGCUCACCGGGAGGAAGACAGGCAUACAUGGACAAGCGUCUUCUGAACGCAGCCAGCACUGGUGAUUCCACAUCAAUGAGGCAGUUGGCUGCACAGAAUCCAAGCAUUCUACUUGGAACAACUCCACAGGGGAACAAUUGCCUCCAUAUAGCCUCCAUCCAUGAUCACCGGGGCUUCUGCGAGGACUUCCUGCAACAGGAGAAGUCUCUCCUCUCAAAUGUCAAUUAUGAAUCUCUCCUCGCAAAGGUCAAUUUUGAGGGGGAGACUGCACUUAUCACAGCCGUUACACUUGGCCAUGUUUCACUGGCUUCUUUUUUACUAGGAUGCUGCCAUCAGCUAGAAUUGAGGCAGGCGAUCUUACAACAAGACAUGUAUGGAUUUAAUGCACUGCACCAUGCCAUUCGCAAUGGCCAUAAGGAUCUUGCGCUGGAGUUGAUAGCAAAAGAGCCCGUGCUGUCGCAAGCAAUGACCAAUUUCAACGAGUCACCAAUGUUUAUCGCCGUGAUGAGAAAUUUUCAGCAAGUUUUCAAGAAGCUACUGGAAAUUCCUUAUUCUUCUCAUGAGGGAAAGAAUAGCCGCAAUGCUCUGCAUGCUGCAGCUAGAAAUGGAAAUGAAGAUGUUGCUAAAGAAAUUAUGGAGAAACGACCUGCGUUAGCCAGAGAGGCUGACAAGGCUGGGAAUACUCCAACAAUGCUGGCUGUGAUUUAUACCAAGGUUGGAGUACUACGAGUAUUGCUGGAACAUGAUUCUUCUUUAGGAUACGAAAUAAGCAAACAAGGUAAUGCGCUCCUUUGCGUUGCCGCGUCUCGAGGUCAUGUUAAGGUUGCCACAGAGCUGCUUGAGCAUUGUCCAGAUGCUCUUUAUCACAAUACACGCGGAAAUCUCUUUACAUGCCUUCAUGAAGCUGUACAGAAAGAUGAUAUGAACUUCGUCCAAUUUAUCCUGAAGAAGAAACAACUCCGAAAAGUCAUCAACAUGCAAGACAUCGAUGGAAAAACCGCUCUACAUCAUGCAGUCCAGAAGUGCAAUCCUAAGAUGGUUGCUGCUUUACUGUCCUGCAAGGAUAUAGACAAGACAGUGAUUGACAAUAUUUCUGGUUCAGCAGUUCGGGAACUGUCGCACAACAUGCAUAGUGCCAAGACUUUGAACUGGAACGAAGUAAUCAUGCGUAUGUCGGAAGCUGAUCGACAAGAUGCUACCGCUCUUCAUAACCUCUACGUGGAGGCCAGGCAACUGGCAAUUUAUGAAUCAAGGAAGAAUGUGAAGUCACUAACUAAAACAUACACAACCAACACCUCAUUAGUGGCGAUCCUCAUUACGACAAUCACCUUUGCCGCUGCUUUCACUCUGCCUGGAGGAUACAGCAGUGCUCCUGAAAGAGAGGGGCUUCCUGUCAUGUCUCGGAAGGUUGCAUUUAUAGCAUUCUUGAUAUCUGACACCUUAGCAAUGUGCUUCUCAUUUUCUGUGGCCUUCAUAUGCAUCAUGGCAAGGUGGGAAGAUUACGAAUUCUUGACUCAUUACAGAUACUUCACUAAGAAGCUCAUGUGGAUUGCAUAUGCGGCAACAACUACGGCUUUCUCAACUGGUUUAUACACGGUGCUGGCUCCACGUCUCCACUGGCUGGCCAUUGCGAUUUGUGUUAUGGUAGCUGCGUUGCCCAUUGUCACUAAGCUACUAGGCAAAUGGCCUGUUUGGAGGCUCAAAAUUAGGCUGGGUAAAAAAUACAAGCAUGAUCUUCUUAGCAUGGUUUGACCUCAUCAAUUUGUAUUAUGGUUAUGCUUUCUCAAUAGUACUUCUGAAUUUGUAAUAAAUAUUAUCAGAAUCCCAAAAUUGUGGUGAAGUGCUUCCAUCACUGUAGAGACGAAGCCAAGAGUAAGUUCCAUACUUUGCAUCAAACCUGGUAGAGCUUGAACAGAUCUAUUUCUGCUGGUGUUUGUGGAAGUUGUGUGAAACUGAUACAGUGUGACUAGUACCAGCAGGCCAUGUUAAUUGCAAGCAUUAUUAAUAGUUUUCCAGAAGUUCAAUCCUAGAAUGAUGUGUCAUAAUACAACUAAAAAAACCCAUGAGUAUGGCAAAGUAAUCUUUAGGACGCGUAUAAGAUAUAAGCAUGUGAUGCGUAGUAACUAGUAACCACUUCUGCUGAGGCAGAUCUUCCGGAACAAGCUAUAUAAGGACACCUAUAACGGAAAUUUCUUCUGUAGGCCGAGCUCCAUGGAGGCCUCCAAAUGAAAAAUUCAAAAUUCAUACUUUUACAUUUCAAAAAAGUUUGAAAAAAAUUACAAAGAUAGAUGAAUGCAUAACACCCAUGUGUGUAAAUUUUCAGGGCAAAAUACAUUAAAUUGAGGCCUGUGAAAAAAAAAUCUCAGGCAUUUUAACACAUGAUACUAUUCGUCCUCCUAGGCCAUGAAUUUGUCUUUUUUAUACAGAUCGUAUUUCAAGAUAUCUCAUCCUAAACAUUUACACACAUACACAUAACAUCCUUGCUUACUUGCACAAUAUUUUUCAGAUUUUAUUGAAACCGAAAAGUUUGAAUUUGGAAGUCUUGAAAAAAUUUGAGCUCCAAUGAGCUCGAUCACCAAACGUUCGUUCUCCACCUGUAAGGCCAUCAAACCAUAUGUAUGUUUCUAUAUUGUUGGCUUAAUAAAUACUCCCUCCGUUCACAAAUAUAAGAUCUUUUGAUAUUUUAAUAUGGACUAUAUACGGACUGAACUGAGUGAGCAAACACACUAAAACGUGUCUAUAUACAUCCGAUUCAGAAGAAGUUGAAACAUCUUAUAUUUACGAAUAGAGGAAGUAGCAGUUUAAUAGUAUGUGCUAAAAAAAUCAUUUCCCUGUACAGAAGAUUCAAAUUUAUUAUGUUCUUGUUACCUCAUGAGUAGUACCAACACUAAACCUUCAACAUCAGAGUU